GCAGGAGUUGGCUUCCUCUUUUCGAACCGUAUUCUGGGCGUAGACAAGUCACGAAUACUACCUUCCUGUGGGUUGCCGAUACCUAACAGUAUCCGUAUGUGCUUGAAAUUGGCUUUCCUGAGUCCAGUACCUUGUCUGAGUACCUGAGGCUCUCCCUCGUAUUCCGGAGCAGCGUCCGUUAGCUCGAUGAAUUGUCUUGUUGCUGUAGGAUGCUGUCUUGUUAUCUGUGUAGGCACAAAUAAGGGGUCCAACCUAGAUUCGGGGUCGAGAGGAAGGGAGAGAAAGGCGUUAACUGCACCUAUCCGUGGCGGAGGUAGGGAAUCCAAUCGUCACCCCUCGUUGCCUCUCCUUUGGCGUAGUGAAAAAGUGUGCUUACGGAGUAAGGUAAGAAGUGAGAAGGAUGUUGGAACUUGGAAGUGACCCCAAACCGUCACAGAGUCUCUUGCCUUUGCUAU
Molecule: messenger RNA, 455 nt
Organism: Colletotrichum godetiae
Lineage: Eukaryota; Fungi; Ascomycota; Sordariomycetes; Glomerellales; Glomerellaceae
Exons: 1
Coding region: 187-420 (77 amino acids)
Source: RefSeq, a predicted model, not a curated record